Phaedon cochleariae (mustard beetle) is the source of this 780-nucleotide messenger RNA. Lineage: Eukaryota; Metazoa; Arthropoda; Insecta; Coleoptera; Chrysomelidae. The record is from the annotation of a GenBank genome assembly.
AUGUCAGAAUACAAUAACGUUCGCAUCGGUAAAUUAAUUUUGAAAGGGGAGAAGCGACCAAAGAAAAGGAAACUUAAGAGCACUAAUAAAAAAGAGAAACAAGCCCCAGAAAUAGAUGAAGACAGUAUAGCCCAUGGAAAUUGGUGGAAGAUUAUAAAAACUGAACAGAUAACAGGACCUAUUGCCAUUGAAUUUGGAAAUCACACUUAUGUGAAGGCUUUAGAUAAUGGCCUUUUUAGUAUUGGAGCCCCACAUACAGAAGGUGAAGGUCCAUCUCCAGAAGAAAUAUUGACUGCAGUGCUUAUCAACGAAAGGAAAGUAGCUUUCAAGUCUGGAUAUAACAAGUACUUGAAAGUGGAGAAAAAUGGCAUAGUCACUGGCAGAUCUGAUGCCAUAGGAGCAAUGGAACAAUGGGAACCAGUAUUUCAAGAUGGCAAAACUGCAUUACAAGGCUCCAACACUUGCUUUCUGAGCAUAGAUCCUGAAGAUGAUUCCUUGGUAGCUAAUGCAGUAAAAGCUGGCACUGGUCAGUUCAUAAAACUGAGAUCUCAGACAGUCAAGGAAGACCAUAGUCAUGAUGGUACACCAAAUGAAGAGAUAGGUGGUAUUUCCCAGAUUGAGAUCAAUUAUGUGAGAAAGUUCCAGAAGUUCCAGGACAAAAAGUUGAAGAUAUGCAAGGAAGGUAAAGAAGACUUGAAGAAAGCAAAGGAAGAUGGGAGUUUGCAUGAAGUUUUGUUAGAUCGUAGGAGUAAAAUGAAGGCAGACAGAUACUGUAAAUAA